Messenger RNA from Toxotes jaculatrix (banded archerfish), 6470 nucleotides. RefSeq names its product TBC1 domain family, member 2 (gene tbc1d2). The record is from RefSeq and is a predicted model, not a curated record. Bases 436 to 3867 code for a protein of 1143 amino acids. The transcript has 17 exons. Lineage: Eukaryota; Metazoa; Chordata; Actinopteri; Toxotidae.
CAGGAAACCAGAGGACAGCUCUGUCAGAGGACACCAACCCGAGAAAGGGCUGUUAUUUUGAAAAGCUACGUUUCAAUCAGCUCUUAUUUUGAAAGAAAAAGGGAAGUGGUGUACGCUAUCGUGGUGUUUUAUUGACUUGUUGAGCAGAAGGGAGUGUGACCGGCUGGAAGGAAGGAUCAGGAAGAGAAGAGAGGAUAAAACACGAGAGACACGAGACAGAGAAGAAGAAAAGAAAAAGAAGAAGAAAAGAAAAAAGAAGAAGGAGAAGAAAGGGAGAAGGAGAAGAAAGGGAGAAGGAGAAGAAAAGAAGAAGGAGAAGAGGAAAACUGACUGAGCUGAGUCUGUUUUCUUUCCACUGACUCAAACAGCUGCUGCUGCCAAUCAAACAGGAUCCAGACCCAGCCAGGUGUGUUUAGGCCACGCCCCUUCAGCAGGAUGGAUGGAAGCGGCUGGGCAGGAAAUCCCAGCGCUGCCUCGUCCCACUCGCUUCCUGCCCGCACUGACGAGGAGACGCUGCAACUCGCUGAUGAAGACCGGCAGAGAACAGAGUCAGGCAGUCUGUCCCAGAAACACCUGAGUCCUGCGGGGACCUGGCGGACUGAGGAGGAACCAGUCCAGCUGCGUAUCAAACACACGAACCACCAGGACCCUCCGACAGGAAAACAGAAACCAGAAGAGUCUCCUUCUCCAAGACCUGGUACAUCAGCUCAGACUGAACCAGAUCAACCAGAACGAGAUCCUCUUCCAACAAAGCAACAACAACCAGGAAAUUCUGUGACAGAACAGAAAGCAGACGACUCUCCUGAGACACAUUGGUCAAAUCCAGAAAAAAACCAUCAAACAAAACUAGAUCUUCUUCCCACGAAGCAACAAAAGCUGAUGAACUCUUCUCCCACAGACAAACAGAAAACCAAAGAUUCUCCUUCUCCAAUGGAUCAACCAAAACCUGAACAUGAACAACCAGAUGGCUCACAAGAGCAUCAAAUCCAGGAGGGUGUUACGAACCAGAGAACUGAAAGGGGCCCCGCUCAUCCCACAGAGGAUUUCCCUGACCACGUCUCUGGAUCCAAAGACCAGCAGAAGCACCAACAUCCACCUCCUCCUCCUCCUGUAGACCAGCAGAACCAUCAACAUCCACCUCCUCCUCCUCCUCCUGUGGCCCCGCCACUCAUCAUCGAGGCAUUUUCGGACCAGGUGCAGCCCCGCCCUCCGGUUUCUUCUUCAGGUGAGCCCAAGCUAUGCGGCUUCUUGCAGAAGCAAGGGGGGCCCCUGAGGGCCUGGAAGCAGCGCUGGUUUACCUACGAGGAGAAGAAGAACCAGCUGUUCUACUACCGCACACCGCAGGAUGUGAUGCCGCUCGGCCGGGUGGAGCUCAGCGGGGCCACCUUCACCUACCCGCUGAAGGCCGAGAGGGGCACGUUCCACAUCAAGACACCUGAACGCACUUUCAUACUCAGGGCUGUGACCCAGGAGCUGAUGCUGUACUGGCUGCAGCAGCUGCAGGGGAAACGCUGGCAGCACAGACAGACGUCCACCUGUCCAGGUCCAACAAACAACAUGUCAGACGACUUCCUGCCGCUGCUGAAGAGCCCCGUGGGUCUGGUGGGGGAGGAGGCGGCCAACACGCCGUCACAACGAACGCCGCUCGCCGACGUGUCCAUCAAACACCCGCUCAUCGAGCUCCAAAACUCGGUCCACAGUCUUCGUAAGAGAUCGUCUCAGGAGUGGAGUCAGAGUGUGUUUCACGUGGAGGCUCCACCAUGGAUCCCCCCAAACCCUGCAGACGCCAGCACUGCACUCCCUCCAGCCCCCAGGGGUCCUGUUGAGCCUCCAACCCCGCCCACUCCCCUUCCAUUGGCUGAUUCAGGAGGUCAGGUGUUCCCGGUGGGAGGCAGGGAGUCCCCUUCCCAGUUUGAAAGUUGGAGCAGGAAGACAAAGAAUCGCAGCUCAUCCACGAUGCCAGUCGUCCGCAGAGACACUCAGUCCUCAGACCGGACGUCCCACCUCCAGCAGGAGAAACAGAUGCUGAUGGAGGAGGUCAAAGCUCAGAAGGAGCUGGUGUGGAUCCUCCACAAAGCUUUAGAGGCGGCUCAGCUGGAGAAACGAACCUGUGCAGAGUUUUUGGCGGAAAAGGGCGAACAGGAGCGUCUGGAGCUGCUGAGACACCGCGAGCGGCAGACGGUGGACCUGAGAGGACAGCUGGACGAGGCGAGGACAGAGCUGGAGGUACUGAAGAGGAGUCUGGCUCAGAGAGACGCACAGCUGGCCGAGCUGCAGGAGAACAUCAGGACGCUGAUGGAGAAGAACCACGCUAAGCAGGAGGUGAUCAUGAAGCUGUCUGAUCAGGUGACCUCCUGCCUGUCCGACCCGCGGACCCCCGGCUCGUCCUCCAGAGGCGGUCUGGACUCUCAGACCUUCAGACAGUGUCAGCAGGAGAUCGAGAACCUAAAGGACGACAUCGAGGCAUAUAAGACCCAGAACAAGUUCCUGAACUCGGAGAUCUACCAGCUGACCAAACUGUGGAGGAACAGCUCGGAGCAGGAGAAGAGUCUGAUGGUGAAGUGUGCCUACCUGGAGGCCUGUAACUGUCAGGUGGAGAGCCGUUACCUGGGUGUGCUGCGGAAGCUGCAGGAGAAAAAAUCUCUGGAUCCGGUCCAGCGUGAGGCCGUCCAGAAGAUGAUCGAGGACGCUCUGAAAGGAGAGUUGAAGAGUGUCGUCAAGCUGAACACAGCCAGGGAUCACGAUGAGUACGGCUUUAAAAUCGUCCCGGAUUACGAGGUGGAGGACAUGAAGCUUCUGGCAAAGAUCCAGGCUCUGGAGAUCCGCUCCCACAACCUCCUGCACCAGGAGGUGGUAGAGCGCCCCCUGCUGAGUCGCUGGGCUCAGUAUCUCGCCGGCAGGUCGGAUGACGACCUGUGUCCCUCACCAGAGCUCAAAGGUCUGCUGCGUGGUGGCGUCCCUCAGGAGUACCGGCAGAGACUUUGGCGCUGGAUGGUCCGGGCCAGAACCAGGACCAUCAGAGACCACCAUCCACUGCACUACCAACAGCUGUGCGAGAAGAGUCAGAUGUGUCCUCAUCCGGCCUCCAGACAGAUCCAGCUGGACCUUCACCGCACCCUGACGACCAAUCAGCACUUCUCCUCACCCUCCAGCCCCGCCCUCCAGCAGCUCCACCGCAUCCUACUGGCUUUCUCAUGGCACAACCCUGUCAUUGGCUACUGCCAGGGACUCAACAGGUUGGCGGCCAUCGCUCUGCUGGUCCUCCAGAGUGAAGAAGACGCCUUCUGGUGUCUGGUGGCCGUGGUGGAAGUCAUCAUGCCCCAGGACUACUACACCAAGAACCUGGUGGCCUCUCAGGCGGACCAGCGCGUCCUGAAGGACUUCCUGGCAGAGAAGCUUCCCCGGUUGGCGUCUCACUUUGAGGACCACAGCAUAGACGUGUCUCUGAUCACCUUCAACUGGUUCCUGGUGGUCUACGUGGAGAGUCUUCCCAGCGACAUCCUGCUGCCGCUGUGGGACGUCUUCCUGUACGAGGGCACCAAGGUGAUCUUCAGGUACGCUCUGGCUCUCUUCAAAUACAAAGAGGACGACAUCCUGAAGAUCCACGACAGCGUGGAGAUCUACCAGUACCUGCGCUUCUUCACCAAGACCAUCUCUGACGGCAGGAGGCUGUCCAGCAUUGCCUUCAGCGACAUGAACCCGUUCCCCCGCCGCCUGCUGAGGAAUCGGCGAGCGCAUCACCUGGAGCGCCUGCAGGGGGAGCUGCGAGAGCUGGAGGAGCAGCAGAGGCAGUUUGUGACGGAGAGCGCCGAACAUAAAGACAAAGAGCUGGACGCCAUGGUCAGCGAGGAUGACGACGAACUCUGAGCUCACGGCGGUGUUUACGCUCUGCUGACAGGUGGUCAGCGCUCACACCUGAGCUCAGGUGCCCUGAACCCGUCGUCAGCCGCCACCUGACGCAGCAGCUCAGCCUGAGUUUAACUGUAAACCUGCCAACACUAACUUAGCCUGACUGCACGCUGCUCAUUCACCUUCCAUCACUGUGCACUUUAAACCAGACACAUGAACAUUUCACUGAGUCUCAGCUUCGAUCAGGCUCCAUCGGGUUCCAUCAGGAUCCAUCAGGUUCCAUCAGGUUCCAUCAGGAUGCAUCAGGUUCCAUCAGGUUCAAUCAGGAUCCAGCAGGUUCCAUCAGGUGCCAUCAGGAUCGAUCAGGUUCCAUCAGGUGCCAUCAGGAUCGAUCAGGUUCCAUCAGGUGCCAUCAGGAUCGAUCAGGUUCCAUCAGGAUGCAUCAGGUUCCAUCAGGUUCCAUCAGGAUCCAUCAGGUUCCAUCAGGUUCCAUCAGGAUCCAUCAGGUUCCAUCAGGUGCCAUCAGGAUCGAUCAGGUUCCAUCAGGAUGCAUCAGGUUCCAUCAGGUUCAAUCAGGAUCCAGCAGGUUCCAUCAGGUUCCAUCAGGAUCCAUCAGGUUCCAUCAGGUGCCAUCAGGAUCGAUCAGGUUCCAUCAGGUGCCAUCAGGAUCGAUCAGGUUCCAUCAGGAUGCAUCAGGUUCCAUCAGGUUCCAUCAGGAUCCAUCAGGUUCCAUCAGGUUCCAUCAGGAUCCAUCAGGUGCCAUCAGGAUCGAUCAGGUUCCAUCAGGAUGCAUCAGGUUCCAUCAGGUUCAAUCAGGAUCCAGCAGGUUCCAUCAGGUUCCAUCAGGAUCCAUCAGGUUCCAUCAGGUGCCAUCAGGAUCGAUCAGGUUCCAUCAGGUUCCAUCAGGAUCGAUCAGGUUCCAUCAGCUUCUCUAACCCUGUGUGAGCUCUGCGUCCACCUGCUGUUUCCAAAGGUUCCAAAACUUUGACUUUCAUCAUCACAGCAUCGAACCCGCGCUGCUCAAAGCCACUAACAGUUUUACUCGCAGCUGACGCUGGUGAUUGAUUUUAAUUCCUCUGAGGAUGUGGACACAUCGGAGACAUCAGCUGCCUCGUCUCAGCGUUCGGUCCCUCAGAGCACAUGUUUUCCUGUGUGAAGGUAAAGAUCCCACCUCACUGAUCACACGGUAAAUCUGUGAACGCCGCAGCGUUAAAGUAACGAACACACAGAAGCAUCAAUAAUUAGAAUCCAACAACAUGAAGCACAUUUUCCAACAAGAGUUAAAAAUCUGAUUAAUGAGUAAAACUUUGAAUUCCUGACUUUUACCUGAGAGAAAAACUUUCUCCUCUGUGGUGUCAGCGUUUUACUUCAGGUUAUUGUGUGAGUGUUUCUCACACUGCUGCUUCAGUCUCACUCUGUGGUGUCACCUGUCCUCAGCAGCUUCCACACGGCAGUUCAACCUGAACUCACACACUCUAAACAUCACAUGACGACCAACACGUCUGUCGUCCAACCCCUAAAACACUGAACUGCAGUUUGAAUGUUACACUCACUCUCACAUCUGUACACAUCUGUGUGUCAUGAAGCAGCUCUGUAGCCGCUGUGCUUUGUGCUGUUUUUGUUGUCUCUCUCUGUGUGCAUGUGUCAGUGUGUGUGUGUGUCUUAGGUGUGUGUGUGUUUUCAGGUAGUGGAUUCCUGGGUGGCUCCUCCCCACUCCCUCCUCCUGCUCAGGCUGAUUGCACUCACCUGUGCACUCACCUGUGUGCAAUCAGUCAUCUUACUGAGUAUAAGAGGCUCAGUGUCCGCCGUCUCCCGUGGGGACGAGGUCUCUGUCUGUUGUUGUGACCUUCUGUGGGUUUAGUCGUGUGUGUGCUGUGGCUGAAUGUGUAACUGGAACACUGUAGCACAGGGAAAGAUUCCAGCCUGAAACAGUCAGCAGUUAGUUUGCUUUCUCUCUCACACUGAUGGAGGGAAGGAGCCGCAUGUUGCUGCAGAAGGUUCUGAUCAACAUGUCCUCUGCCAUGUAGCUGUGUGAGAUGCCUGCCCCCCGAACCACGUCCCUCCUCCACUUUUCACUGACUUUACACACUUUGGUUGAGUCUUUCCCCAAAUAAAUGAAACUUGCUUUUAUCACUGAAGUGAACUUUGGAGCAGCUGUCCUCUGUCCACACAACAUGUUGCUCAGCAGAGGUUAGUCUAGCCCAGAGGUGUCCAAACUGUCCCACAGAGGGACGUGUGGCUGCAGGUUUUUGUUCUAACCGAGCAGCAGCACACCUGACUUCACUUGUGUAAUCAGCUGACCUCAGUGUUCAGACAGCUGAUUGGUCGAACUGUGCUCUUCGUUGGUUGGAACAAAAUCCUGCAGCCACAUGCCCCUCUGUGGGACAGUGUGGACACCUCUGGUCUAGCCUUUUGGUUCUUUCUUUUUGGUUUUUCAGCCUUUUAGGGCUAAAAUUUAAUUUGACCUACUCAGUUAAAAAAGCUUUGUUAGCACAUUGUGUUAGGUCAGGGUUAGUAACCAGCAGGGUUACUUCACUCUCUGAACAGUGGAUACGCCUCCAUUUCUAAAGGUUCAUGAGCUGUAAUUAAUGUUUUUAUGGUGAAUAAAUCAUUUAUUUUGA